UGGCCACCAUAGAAGAUGCCAAAAACAUGAUCCGAGUCCAAUAUGUCACACAGAGUGAAAAUUUUAAUUCUAGCGCUUGGAUUGGGCUUUCAAAUGAUGUCAACAGCUGGCACUGGUCAAUGGGAAAUCAACCACUUGGAAGCUUUUAUACCUGGUUUGGAACAAAUCCUGACAACUGGAAGGGAAAAGAAGCUUGUGUUACAAUAGCACCAUCGGGUUGGUACGAUUGUCCAUGUGCUAACGUGUAUCCUUUUGUCUGCUAUGAUGCCACUAAAAGCACAGGACAAUACAUUUACUACUCUAGUUUAAAGAAUUGGUCUGAUGCUCAAAGUUACUGCAGACAGUAUCACACAGAUCUGGCCAGUGCAAAAACCUCGACAGAGAAUUCAAUCAUCAAAGCAAUGAUCAAAGUCAACACUUGGUUCGGUCUGUUCAGAGAUUCGUGGAAAUGGUCAGAUGGUACCAUUUUUACCAGCAUUCCCAUGAUGCCUGGACAACCAGAUAAUCUCAUGAAGAACGAAAACUGUAUGGCUUUAACGAAUAGUAAAGCAUCUGAUGAGCUUUGCUCAGACAUAAAACCUUUCUUCUGUUACUCCUCAAUCACAGAACGAAAACAAAUCAUUCGAGUCAAACUUCAGGCCAAUUCAGAUGUUAAUGAUCCUUCACUAAAGGAAGCCGUCCUGAAUAAGAUUUGGCAAAAACUCAGUGUUUACUGGAACAUCACUGUGAAAUGGAGAGGAAUCAGACGGAUUGGUGUUUAAAAAGAGAAAAGCAGAUGUGAUGUGAUGUAAAUGUCUUUUGUGUCUCUCAGUAGGCUGUUAAAUGAUAUAGCUAUAUAUAACCGCAUUAGGAGAGAGAAUAUGUUUAGAAAUAUACAGGAGAUAAGGAGGCGGAAGCUGAAGAAAACGCAAACAAAGUUUGAGAAUACUCAGGAGAUAAU
This is a messenger RNA of Silurus meridionalis, 940 nucleotides long. RefSeq names its product C-type mannose receptor 2-like. The record is from RefSeq and is a predicted model, not a curated record. Bases 27 to 761 code for a protein of 244 amino acids. NCBI's taxonomy places the organism in Eukaryota, Metazoa, Chordata, Actinopteri, Siluriformes, Siluridae. The transcript is spliced from 4 exons.